AUGCCGGCUACGGACCUUGUGCAACAGGGGAAGUCUGCAUAUCAGCAAGGGAGAUAUGACGAAGCCUCUAAGUCAUUCGCAGCGGCUGCUGCCUCUGCCGCCAAGUUGCAAGACCGUAUCUUCGCCUUGGACUUGCAGAUUGGUGCCAUGGUUAAACUGAAAGCCGUCGAUCCCGCGCUCGACGUCGCGAAGUCCGUGAUCCGUGCGAACCGCAAAGACUGUCGUGGCUACAUUCGUGCUGCGCAGAUUGAGCGCCUCGCAAAUCGACCUCAGGCUGCUGUCCGUUGGUACCAUCACGGCCUGAAGCAUGUCUCUCCCUCGGACGCCUUGUAUCCUUCGCUACAAUCUGGCUUGAAGAAAUGCCAAGCUCUGUCUGUGGCACAGACGAUGGCAUCUCGUCCGUGCGAUCCUUUUGCCUCGCUGCCGCUGGAGAUAGCGAAUAUGGUGCUUCAGCACUUCGACUAUCGGCAGAUGGUAGCAAUCCUACGCGUGUCUAGGGGAUGGCGGUCAUUUGUGAGCAAAGAGCCGCUAAUCACCGACACGAUAGACUUCUCCAAAGCUCGUAACAAAGUCACUAUCGCAGCCUUCAGAGCCUGCCUACGUCGAUUGACGGGGUAUCCAUCGUCUGCCUACCUCACCAACCUUACCGAUCCUGCUCUCAAAGACAUGCAAGUGCGGCUACCGACGUGGCAGCAAAGAAAUACUCUCAUUUCGUACGCCACCGACAGCCGCGAGCUUGCAUUGAUCCCCAGCCACUUGCCAAAAGAUCCAAAGCUGGUAUCUCUCGAGGUAUCUGCGAGCCUGCGGAACGCGAUAGACACUGUAGUCAGGUGUCAUAGACUGAAGCGCCUGACAAUCAGUUGUCCGUACGAGCCGGUUCGGAACUGGGUCCACACCUGGGAAGUCGGUCAACAACAUGCAGGACUAGAACAUUUGCAGAUCGUGGCCAAUUCACUGCAACCGCAAGUUGGGAUUGCGGAUCUUGCCUUGCCGAACUUGCGCUCCCUCAACCUUUGUGGUUUCCAAAUCCCCAACGAGCUUGAAAAGCUGACUUCGCUUGAGGAGCUGCACUUGAAGAACUGCGCGAUGACGAGGGCCAUCGAUCUCCCUACCGCGUUAAAAGACCUCUCCUUCACCAACAUGAAGUACCAGUUUCGUGCUGGAGACAAGCCAAAUCCGGAGCUGCAUCUGCCAGACCUUGUCCAUCUCAGGGCGCAAAUGGAUGCGUGGGAUAUCUCGUGGAGCUGUCUCGGCCUGGACCUGAACAGCAUCCAAUCCCUGGAUGUGCAAGACAACCGACUUACAGAAGAGCAGGCGCUCAUAUUCUCGAAGAUGCCUAGGCUAAGGAGGCUUAUCCUGCGCGAUGCUCGUCUACUUACUGCCUGUUUCGUGAAGGAUCUUUUGGAAGCAUCGUCCCACCACAUUGAAUACAUCGGUCUUUCAAAUUGCGACAAUUUGGAUCCGGGGACUGCCGCUUGGGCUAAGCUUCGUUACAAUGUGAAGGUAGAUAUCAGGACUAUUGCUUGGGACGAUGGCGGCCGCCGCAUCGCCACGUGA
Molecule: messenger RNA, 1557 nt
Organism: Cyphellophora europaea CBS 101466
Lineage: Eukaryota; Fungi; Ascomycota; Eurotiomycetes; Chaetothyriales; Cyphellophoraceae
Exons: 1
Coding region: 1-1557 (518 amino acids)
Molecular function (GO): protein binding
Source: RefSeq, a predicted model, not a curated record